Messenger RNA from Cydia pomonella (codling moth), 790 nucleotides. It is a transcript of the gene RpS8, whose product is annotated as small ribosomal subunit protein eS8. Gene Ontology annotation, cellular component: cytosolic small ribosomal subunit; ribosome. The coding region runs from base 128 to 754 and encodes 208 amino acids. Gene Ontology annotation, biological process: maturation of SSU-rRNA from tricistronic rRNA transcript (SSU-rRNA, 5.8S rRNA, LSU-rRNA); translation. The record is from RefSeq and is a predicted model, not a curated record. Gene Ontology annotation, molecular function: structural constituent of ribosome. NCBI's taxonomy places the organism in Eukaryota, Metazoa, Arthropoda, Insecta, Lepidoptera, Tortricidae. The transcript has 6 exons.
GAGUGCUUAAAAAAACCCGUGUGAUAACGCCGUUAUAGAAGUAAUAUACCAUAGACUACUGACUUGACGAAGUAGAGUUGGUGCCGUCAAACUUGCCACUUAUCCUUUCUUUCGCGAUCCAGCAAAGAUGGGUAUUAGUCGUGAUCAUUGGCAUAAGCGAAGGGCCACUGGCGGCAAACGUGCGCCCAUUCGUAAGAAGAGGAAGUAUGAGUUGGGUCGCCCGGCAGCCAACACAAAGCUUGGCUCCCAGCGUAUUCACUUAGUGCGCUCGCGUGGUGGCAACGUGAAAUAUCGGGCCCUGCGUCUUGAUACAGGAAACUUCUCUUGGGGCUCCGAGUGUUCCACCCGAAAGACUCGCAUCAUUGAUGUUGUGUACAAUGCGUCUAACAAUGAGUUAGUGCGUACUAAAACCCUGGUGAAGAACGCAAUUGUUGUGGUGGACGCGACUCCCUUCCGUCAGUGGUACGAGUCGCACUACUUGUUGCCGCUAGGCAGGAAGAAGGGUGCUAAAUUAACUGAAGCUGAGGAUGCCAUCAUCAAUAAGAAGCGUAGCAAGAAGACCGCCAAGAAGUACAUCUCAAGACAGCGCCUCUCCAAAGUUGAAGCUGCACUAGAAGAACAGUUCCACACGGGAAGACUAUUGGCGUGUGUUGCAAGCCGCCCCGGCCAGUGCGGCCGCGCUGACGGUUACGUGCUUGAAGGGAAGGAGUUGGAGUUCUAUCUGAGGAAGAUCAAGUCCAAGAGAGCAAAGUGAGGGACGUGUAAUGUAGAAAUAAAACACUAAACCACA